AUGUCUCUCCUUGUAGUUCUUGGCGUUCUGCUUCUCAGCACGAUCACAGGAGAGGGCUACACGAGCCCGUGGAGCACUUGCAAUUCUCACCUGGAGGACGAAUCCUCGGCGCCUUAUCAGAGAAUAUCGGAGGCGAUCGACCGUGCAGUGCGAGACCGGAAGGAAUGCCCUGCAACUGAGGAGGACCGACAGGUUCUUCGCUUUUGUCUAGGCGUAGGCUACCUUAUAGAGUGCAUCCGAGACAACCCCGCGGUGGAAGGUCAAGGAUUUGCUCGGAGUGACGAGACUGACCGAUCUCGAAUCACCAAGCUCUGCAGCGACCAGCUAAGCGCCAGCGACCCACCCGAAUAUCGGCGCGUAGGGUCUUUGUCGGUCACGGAAGUCGCCUGCACGCAUGCCCUCCGCAAGUUCGGACUGCAUCGUCGAGGAGGCAUAAGAUACGACGCUUGCAAAUCGUACGAGAACUGGUCUGUGGCUGACUACUUCCCGGAAGGAAGCUGCACGAUCACGCUUAUCGCUCUCGGUGUAACAGCUGUUGUGUUGCUGUCCGAUAGUCUCACGAAGUUUCUGUAA
This is a messenger RNA of Neospora caninum, 573 nucleotides long. RefSeq lists its product as hypothetical. The transcript is spliced from 4 exons. Bases 1 to 573 code for a protein of 190 amino acids. The record is from RefSeq and is a predicted model, not a curated record. NCBI's taxonomy places the organism in Eukaryota, Apicomplexa, Conoidasida, Eucoccidiorida, Sarcocystidae.